AUGUCCAACCCAGAGUACAAGAAGCCCAGUCUCUCCCAGGUCUCCCUUAUCUUCGCCUGCGGAACUGCUCUUUUCUCUGAUGGUUAUGCCAAUAACAUCAUCGGAAGCGUAAAUACUCUUCUGGUCCGCAUUUAUGGGGACAAAAUCAGCGCCGACUACAGCACGACGCUGUCCAGUCUGGCCUUCGCAGGUACCGUCGUCGGUAUGCUCACUUUCGGCUAUCUGUCAGACAAGUUGGGCCGCAAGUUCGGAAUGAUGCUCGCUACUGCCAUCGUUGCGUUCUUCUCACUGCUGUCAGCGGCAUCUUCGGGUGCGCACCACAGCGUUGGCGGCCUUGUGGCCAUGCUGAGUGCAUGUCGUUUCCUCCUUGGUAUCGGUAUCGGUGCGGAGUACCCCUGCGGUUCCGUCGCCGCCUCCGAGCAGUCGGAAGAGCCUGGCAUCAACAAAAAUGCGCAGCACCGGUGGUUUGCUCUUGCGACGAACUCCAUGAUUGACUUUGGGUUCGUGGUGUCCUCCUUCGUUCCCCUCGUCCUCUUUUGGAUUUUUGGCGAGCACCACCUCCGGGCUGUCUGGCGUCUCUCGGUGGGCUUGGGUUUUAUCCCUGCUCUCUUAGUGUUCCUCUGGCGUCUUCGCAUGGACGAGCCGACACGGUACAAGAAGGACUCCAUGGCUCGCGCCAAAGUUCCGUACUUGUUGAUCUUGCGCCGUUACUGGGUGCGACUUGUGGCCAUCUCGAUGACUUGGUUCAUCUAUGACUUCAUCGUGUACCCCUUCGGUCUGUACUCCUCUACUGUGACGAACACUAUCACUGGUGGAAGCUCGUCUUUGACCGUCGUCUUCGGAUGGUCUGUUGUCAUCAACUUGUUCUACAUGCCCGGAACCCUUAUCGGAGCCUUUGUUGUUGACUAUCUCGGCCCCAAGCACACGAUGAUUCUCGGUCUGCUUGGCCAAGCUGUCAUCGGUUUCAUCAUGAGCGGUCUCUACACCCAGUUGACCAAACACAUCGCUGCAUUUGCUGUCGUGUACGGUAUCUUCUUGAGCUUCGGUGAACUCGGUCCAGGUAACUGCCUUGGUAUGCUCGCUGCGAAGUCCGGACCUACCGCCGUCCGUGGUCAGUUCUACGGCAUCGCGGCUGCCGUUGGCAAGGUCGGCGCCUUUGGUGGUACCUGGGCUUGGAAGCGAAUCGUCAGCGACUUCGGAAAGAUGCACCCCAACGACCCGAACAUUGGCCAGACCGGCCCCUUCUGGGUGGGCAGCGCUCUUGCCAUCGUCAGCGCAAUCAUCACGUUCUUCUUCAUACGUCCCCUCUCGCACGACGGCAUGGCUGAGGAGGACCGCAAGUUCCGCGAGUACCUCGAGCAGCACGGCUACGACACCUCCCAGAUGGGGCUCGCCGAUGUUACGAACGACACGUCGUCGUCGUCUGAAUACGAUGAGAAGAAGGACGGGAUUCCUUCCGCAUAG
Molecule: messenger RNA, 1464 nt
Organism: Dichomitus squalens LYAD-421 SS1
Lineage: Eukaryota; Fungi; Basidiomycota; Agaricomycetes; Polyporales; Polyporaceae
Product: metabolite transporter
Exons: 17
Coding region: 1-1464 (487 amino acids)
Biological process (GO): transmembrane transport; carboxylic acid transport
Cellular component (GO): plasma membrane
Molecular function (GO): carboxylic acid transmembrane transporter activity
Source: RefSeq, a predicted model, not a curated record